AUUAAUCGAUUUGUAUUUCUUAUCGUCAGCCUAUUUAUUUGUUUAUUAUUUACAACUUACAAAUUGCAACUAAAAAGCCGCUAAAAUGGGUAAACGACAGCAUCAAAAGGAUAAAAUGUACUUAACGUACACAGAAUGGAGCGAGUUCUAUGGCGGCAAAAAAGUUGAAUCCUUGGAAAAUGAGCACAUUAAGUUUAAACGUUUGCCAUUUGGCAAUUGCUGCAUAACAAUGGCUCCAUUCGAGAUGCCCUACAGCGAUCUCAAUGGCAAUGUGUUCGAGUAUGAGGCCAUAUUGAAAUUUCUGAAAAAGUUCAAAGUGAAUCCCAUUACUGGUCAAAAGAUGGACUCCAAAUCGUUGAUUAAACUGCACUUCCACAAGAAUGCCAACGACGAGUAUCAUUGCCCAGCUCUAUUCAAGCCAUUCAGCAAGAACUCUCAUAUUGUGGCCGUGGGCACUACGGGCAACGUUUACUGCUGGGAGGCUAUCGAGCAGUUGAAUAUCAAGACCAAGAAUUGGAAGGAUUUGAUUGACGACACACCAUUCCUGCGCAAGGACAUCAUUACCAUACAAGAUCCACAACAUUUGGAAAAGUAUGAUAUAUCCAAGUUCUAUUAUAUACGCAAGAACCUGCGCAUUCUAACUGAGGAAGAGGAACUGGAACGCAAAGAUCCCUCGGGCCGCAUCAAGACCAUGAAUCUGGAGACGAAGGAGACGUUGGCACAGUUGAAGAAAGACUAUCAACCCGCCGAGGAAGCACCAUCCAGCUCUAGGCAAACAGCUGACAAGUUCAACGCUGCACAUUACUCAACUGGUGCAGUUGCUGCCAGCUUUACCUCCACUGCUAUGGUGCCUGUUUCUCAGAGUGAGGCUGCCAUCAUAGACGAUGAUUUAGUUAAAUAUGAACGGGUGAAUAAAAAGGGCUAUGUGCGCUUGAACACCAACUUUGGUCCGUUGAACCUUGAGCUCUAUUGCGAGCAAGCGCCUCGCGCCUGCGAUAAUUUCAUCAAACAUUGCGCUGACGGUUAUUAUAAUAACGUUUUAUUUCACCGCUCCAUAAGAAACUUUAUUAUACAAGGCGGGGAUCCUACGGGUACGGGAUCCGGCGGAAAAUCCAUUUGGGGCAAGCCAUUUGAGGAUGAAUUCAAACCAAAUCUGUCACACACUGGACGUGGAGUGCUCUCCAUGGCCAACGCCGGACCUGCUACCAAUGGGUCCCAAUUUUUUAUAACGUAUCGCUCGUGCAAGCAACUAGAUGGCAAACACACAAUCUUUGGCAAAUUGGUGGGAGGCCUUGAGACGCUGCAGAAGAUGGAAAACAUUGAAGUGGACAAUAAGGACCGUCCCAUUGAAGACAUCAUUAUAGAGAACACUCAGGUGUAUGUCAAUCCAUUCGAAGAGGCCGCAGGGCAAUUGGCCACCGAGCGUGCCAACGAAGCCAUCAGCAAAGAAGUAGCUGCCAAAAAGCUUGAACAACAUAAACGCUUAAACGAGCCGCUUAAAGUGUAUCGCGAAGGCGUAGGCAAGUACCUGAAACCGAGUGCUCCUAAAAGACCUGACGCACAAUCUUUAACGGCAGUAGUACCCGCAAAAAAGAAGAAAAACGCAAGCGGCUUUGGCGACUUCUCCAGUUGGUGAAGUUGUUUCUUAAUAAUAAAAUGUUUUCUUACUAUGUUAA
Messenger RNA from Drosophila nasuta, 1676 nucleotides. Its product is annotated as RING-type E3 ubiquitin-protein ligase PPIL2. NCBI's taxonomy places the organism in Eukaryota, Metazoa, Arthropoda, Insecta, Diptera, Drosophilidae. Gene Ontology annotation, cellular component: catalytic step 2 spliceosome. Gene Ontology annotation, biological process: protein polyubiquitination; protein peptidyl-prolyl isomerization; protein folding. The transcript is spliced from 4 exons. The record is from RefSeq and is a predicted model, not a curated record. The coding region runs from base 86 to 1636 and encodes 516 amino acids. Gene Ontology annotation, molecular function: peptidyl-prolyl cis-trans isomerase activity; ubiquitin protein ligase activity.